Molecule: messenger RNA, 372 nt
Organism: Babesia microti strain RI
Lineage: Eukaryota; Apicomplexa; Aconoidasida; Piroplasmida; Babesiidae
Product: p25-alpha family protein, putative
Exons: 2
Coding region: 1-372 (123 amino acids)
Biological process (GO): microtubule polymerization; positive regulation of protein polymerization; microtubule bundle formation
Cellular component (GO): microtubule
Molecular function (GO): tubulin binding
Source: RefSeq, a predicted model, not a curated record
AUGUGUUUAGAAAAAUUUGUAAGAUAUAGUAACAAUUGUAACAUGAUGGAAGGAAGAAUGUUUAUAAAAUUAUGUAAAGAAGCUAAACUAAUAGAUGCUAAUUUAACUAGUGCCAAUUGUGAUAUAGCAUAUGUUCAGACUGUAAAAAGGGGUCAAAAAUUCCUAGACUACGAAGGUUUCAUAAAAGUGUUAGAAGAAAUAGCAUUUAUUAAAGGAGUGCCCUUGGAAUGUGUUAUUGAAAAAAUUGAAUCGACAAACGGGCCCACAUACAUAUCCAAAACUACUACCAAGCCCAAUAGAUUAUAUGAUGAUAAGCACAAGUAUACGGGCACACAUUCUAGGAGGUACAGUCUGUCUGUAGAUUUUAACUAG